GCGCCCCGCACUCGAAUGGCAGGCCAGCGGUAUUCUGCGCAUGCACCAUGUCCUCCCAAUAUUUGAAGGCAGUGAUUUUCGACGUCGGCGGCGUCGUAUGCCGUAGCCCCCUCCUUGCCAUCUCCGCCUAUGAGAGAGAGCAUGGAAUCCCAAACAAUUACAUCAACUGUGCAAUAACCGGGCGAGGCGCACAUGGCGCCUGGCAGAAAUUCGAGCGAGGUGAAAUGCCCUUGUUCUCGUUCUACGGGGCGUUUGGGCGCGAACUAUCGGACACUACCGUGAACAACGUUUGGUAUGCGGAGUACUGCAAGCGGAAGGGUUUUGAGUGUCCCAGGCUCCCCGAGUCGCUCAAUAUUAAUGGAAGAGAGCUGUUUGGUCGCAUGAUGCGCGAAAGUGGAGCGUUCGACGACGUAGUGGUCAAGGCCAUUCACCGUAUUAGAGGCGUUGGCAGAUGGCGUGUCAUCGCGCUCACGAACAACUUCUCGAAAGCCGACGCUGACAGCAUCGGGGAAGCACUCCCGUCGGCGGAGGAGCAUCCCGACUUUACCGUAGAAUCAGAGCUCGCAUUCCUAGGCUGGGAGGAAGGCCCGACCCCCCCUCGACUGCGGGCUUUGUUCGAUGAUUUCUGCGACUCCAGUACUCUGGGAAUGAGGAAACCGGAACCUGAAAUUUAUCUCCUGGCCUGCAAGAGAAAUGGGAUACAGCCACACGAAGCCGUCUUUCUAGACGACCUCGGGAUGAACCUCAAAGUAGCUCAGACGCUUGGAAUGGAGACGAUCCACGUGCCCAUUGGGAAAUCGUUCGGCGCGAUCAGAGUGUUGGAGGAAAAGUUGGGCAUCGACCUGACUGGUGACGGUGAAGGUGCCAGCCAAGUAUCUCACAAACUCUAGCAAUUGGUCAUCUUGUUGCCCUUGUCGUGUAGACCGUAUGCUGCGCAAGACACAUAUCGGAGAGCUAUG
This is a messenger RNA of Fomitopsis serialis, 959 nucleotides long. Its product is annotated as HAD-like protein. Bases 48 to 890 code for a protein of 280 amino acids. The record is from RefSeq and is a predicted model, not a curated record. The transcript has 9 exons. Lineage: Eukaryota; Fungi; Basidiomycota; Agaricomycetes; Polyporales; Fomitopsidaceae.